UCUCUCUCUCUCUCUCUCUAAAAGAUGGAGCGGGAGCACAAGAAUGAGGAGCUAAACCUGGACCUGGGGCUGGAGCCGUCGAGCCCACCCGAGCCAGCCCGGCUCUUCUCGUGCCACUACUGCCAGCGCAAGUUCUGCACCUCCCAGGCGCUGGGGGGCCACCAGAACGCCCACAAGCUCGAGCGAAGCCUGGGCAAGAGGAAGCGGGAUCUGGGACACGCUGCGCGCCAACAUGCCAGUCCGAGCCAUGGGGAGGUGGCCCGGUCGGCAGCCGGGCUCGAGAGGAGGGAGGACGGGGCGGCAGCGACUUGGGCCGCGAGCUAUGGUAGUGAGAGGGGCAACAAGCGAGAGCUCGCCCAAGAGAUUGACUUGUCUCUGAGGCUUUGAGUUCCUCUAUCAAGAGAUUGACUCGUCUUUGAGAGUAUGAAUUGCUUUUCUUCGAUCCCCUUCUUUCUAUGGUUAACUCCGUGCUCUCUGUGUGUACAUGUACAGGAGAUUGCGUUGAAUGGAGGUAAGCUAGCUAUAUUUUUUU
Elaeis guineensis (African oil palm) is the source of this 532-nucleotide messenger RNA. RefSeq lists its product as uncharacterized. Lineage: Eukaryota; Viridiplantae; Streptophyta; Magnoliopsida; Arecales; Arecaceae. The record is from RefSeq and is a predicted model, not a curated record. Gene Ontology annotation, biological process: negative regulation of abscisic acid-activated signaling pathway.